AGAAUUUUCUGACAUCUCGGAUUUGCACUCUGCGGAAAAAAUGGGUGUAGGAACAAGCACCUUUGUCACUAGAUGGAUAAACUUUCUCACCAUGCUUUUAGCGAUUGGUGUCAUAAUAUUUGGGGUGUGGAUGAGCACUCGUCAUGAUGGUUGCCGAAAGUCUCUCACUGUGCCUAUGCUAACCCUCGGAGCAGUUAUUUUCUUAAUAUCCAUAGUGGGAUUUUUGGGUGCCCUGAAAAACAGCUCCAUACUGUUAUGGGUUUAUCUGAUCCUGCUGUUCUUCGUCUUGGUUGGAAUCCUUGUCUUCACAGUAUUGGUGUUCAUCGUGACUAAUAAUGGAUCAGGUCAUAGCGUGACUGGCUUGAGGUACAAGGAGUAUAAACUUCAAGAUUAUAGCUCUUGGUUUCUCAAGGAGUUAAACAAUUCUCACAACUGGGAGCGAUUGAGGGGUUGUCUUGUCAGAUCUGAAGACUGCAAUAACCUAUCUAAAAAAUAUAUGACUCUUAAACAAUAUAAAUCAGCUAAAUUGUCCGCAAUUGAGGCUGGCUGCUGCCGACCACCUUCCCAAUGUGGAUAUCCUGCUGUAAAUGCAUCCUACUAUGACUUGACCUUUCAUCCAGUUAGCACUAACAAAGACUGCAAGCGGUACAAAAAUUCUCGGGCCAUCAAAUGCUAUGAUUGUGAUUCUUGCAAGGCUGGCGUGGCACAAUACAUGAAAACCGAAUGGAGGGUUGUUGCAAUAUUUAAUGUUGUCUUAUUUGUUUUCUUGUCUAUUAUAUACUUUGUGGGAUGCUGUGCCAGACGAAAUGCUGCCAGGAGCCAUUCUAAGGGUUGAAGGGAACAUAUAUUCUUCCGUUAACUGGUUUUUUAAUAUCUUGAAGAGGAAAAGACAGUUCAAUGUCUGCCGCCAGUGAUUAACUAACCGAAUUCAUGUUAUUUUUAGGACCUCUUGUCAAUGAAUUGUGU
Molecule: messenger RNA, 966 nt
Organism: Gastrolobium bilobum
Lineage: Eukaryota; Viridiplantae; Streptophyta; Magnoliopsida; Fabales; Fabaceae
Product: tetraspanin-10
Exons: 11
Coding region: 41-835 (264 amino acids)
Biological process (GO): auxin-activated signaling pathway
Cellular component (GO): plasmodesma; plasma membrane
Source: RefSeq, a predicted model, not a curated record